AUGUCACCGAUCUAUGAGGCACGUGAUGAACCACCGAUGGAUGAGUGGUUUGAAUUCAGAAGCCACACACUGCGAGAAGUUCAAAAUGUUAUUUCCUGUUCAACAGAUAAUCCGAACGACGAAAAGCAAGAGCUUGAUAUGGCGGGGUUUCUAGCGUAUCACGAGCCUGAUAUCGUCUCAAUCCUGGUUAUCAUCUCGUUCUUCUUCUUUCUAUCUAUAGCAGAAUGGGUGUCGACUAAAAUCAUUCGGGCCGGCAUUAUUGGCCAGAUCGCGGUUGGGAUCAUCUAUGGAAAGCCUCUUGCCAACAUCUUGGAGCACACUUGGCAGGAGACCUUUCUCGCCAUUGGCUAUGUUGGCCUCAUUUUGAUCAUCUUUGAAGGUGGUCUCCAAGUGAGACUGGAUCUGUUGAAACAGAACUUCCUUCUUAGUGUGGUUGCAGCUGCUACCGGUGUCUGUUUUCCAAUCGGUCUUUCAUAUCUACUGCUGUAUCUCGGAUACGGCUACGGCGCGGUGGAAACUUUCAUCAUUGGAUCUGCGCUGUCAGCCACCUCCUUGGGCACUACUUUCUCAGUCAUAUCGUCUGCCUCGGAGGCGAUCGAUCUCUCCCAGACCCGGGUUGGAUCAGUGCUUGUCAGCGCCGCCGUUAUUGAUGAUGUAGUUGGCCUUGUAUUGUCCAGCGUCAUCAGAGAUCUGAAAAAACUCUCUGGGCCCGAAUCUGGAAGUGCGAAUUUAGGCUGGAUCAUCGGCCGUCCGAUCGUGGCAUCUGCAGCCAUGGCGAUUCUCACUCCCGUCUUCACCAAGUGGCUUUUUGCUCCCAUGUUUCGACGCUACAUUGAGCAUAAGUUUGCCAAAUACGAUCACGUCUCCAACAUUCUUUUGAUGGUCCUGGUACUCUCUGCAUUUAUCAGUAUUGCCGCUUACGCAGGGACUUCCGUGCUCUUUGGUGCGUUCCUUGCCGGCACGUUCCUCACUUACUUGCCGAGCAAGCAUCCAGAUGGUCCGUUUGUGGUGAUGACUCGCGAGGAAGGGGAACAAAAUGCACUCAAAAGCCCCACGUUCACGCAUACAUUCGAGAUGUACCUUUUCGAUACGCAGAAGUAUCUCAUGGAGCCGCUGUUCUUUGCAAGUAUCGGAUUUGCCAUUCCAUUUGUUUCGCUCUGGACUGGAAAGCGCAUCUGGAGAGGCAUUUUGUAUACAUUGCUUAUGGCGAUUGCAAAGUUCAUCGUAGGCGUUUGGAUCCCGGGUUGGAGAUCCUUCACCGGGCCGAAGAAAAGAUCAGACAAAGCCAGCGACUCAACAGCCAAGAAUGACAGGAACGGCGGAUAUGGUUCAGCAUCCCUGGCUGGUUUACUUCUUGGCUCCGCGAUGGUGGCACGAGGUGAGAUUGGCCUUCUCAUCAUUGAAAUUGGCUACAAUGAGACGGAAUAUGUAAGCGAGGAAGGCCUCAUCACUGCCGUCUGGGCUAUACUCCUGAAUACGAUCAUCGGACCAGUGGUCGUGGGUAACCUGGUCAAGUACAAGGGCAAACGUAUCGGCGAGGGUGAAUGGGGCUUACAGACACAGGGCCAUCCACUGUUGACAGAGUCAAGCACGCAACAAGAAGCGUGA
Messenger RNA from Penicillium diatomitis, 1608 nucleotides. Its product is annotated as cation:proton antiporter. Gene Ontology annotation, molecular function: antiporter activity. Gene Ontology annotation, cellular component: membrane. The record is from RefSeq and is a predicted model, not a curated record. Lineage: Eukaryota; Fungi; Ascomycota; Eurotiomycetes; Eurotiales; Aspergillaceae. Bases 1 to 1608 code for a protein of 535 amino acids. Gene Ontology annotation, biological process: proton transmembrane transport. The transcript has 7 exons.